GGACAGUGCGCCCUGACCCGCGGUACGGGCUGAACUUUAGAUUACGGUUGGUUUUUGUAACCCUCGGUUAUAUACUUAUUCGUCGCAUGGACAGUCUGUCGUUUUAAAACGAUGAAUGAAAGUAUACAUCUACGCGCGCGAAAAUUAACUAAAACGAUUCGUAACGUUGAUUGGACGUAACCGUAAUGAAUUAUUUACGAGCUAUCGUCCCUACGAGAAACAUUUAAUUAAAGAUAUACAUAUGUAUAUAUAUAUAUAUAUACAUACAUAUAACAAAGCCGUAAGAUCGAGAACGUCGAGAAUUAAAAAAAUUACUUUUUGAUUAUAUCGUCGAAUUUGUGAUGUGAUUAUGUUGAAUGUGACAUCAUAUAAUUAAAGCAUGCGUAUGACUCUGAUGUGAACAGAAAAAAAAGAAAAGUUUAUUAGAAGGUAGAAGAAGAAAGACGAGGAAAGAAACGGAAGAAGAAAAAGAAGAAAAAAAAAACCAAGAAAAAACAAGUUUGCCAACGAUCAUUCCGACGAACCAAUGAGAAUCUCCGUGAGAUCGUACGAGGUGGCUCUAAGGGCCAAAAAAAGAAAAUCUCGUCUUAUCAAGAAUCCACGAGAAAGACUCGCGAGGAAUCGUAAAAUUUCUGAAAGAUGAAAUAACGUAACGUUCCAAAGAAUUUAAUGAAAAAAAUCGAAUACAUAUAUAUAUAUAUAUACGAUAUAUACAUAUAUAUAUAUAUAUAUGUAUGUAUAUACACACAGACACACCUAACCACACACACACGUUCAUAUAUAUAUACACAGAUAGAAAGAUAAAAAAAAAAUCAAGUAUCAAAAAGAAGAAGAAGGAAAGAAAAAAGAAAAAAAAGAGUAGAGUGAACGUCAACAUUGAUUCGAUUUAAUUAUCUUGAAUGAUAUAUAAUACUGAUGGAUCGCAAUAGAAAAUACUCUAUAAAAACUAAAGGAACGAGGAAUGUCAUUAUAAUUGUUAUUAGACGUUCGGGAUGUUGAACGUAAUGGCGGCGGCGGCCGUAACAAUGACUAUACCAUGUAGGGUCGAUCCGACUACGGCAACUACAGGAAGUAAUGGAAGUACGACCACUGGUACCGGUGGUAGUAACAACGUAACCACUGUACCGGUUGAAAAUCCAACUGUAGAAAAUCUACCGGAUAACGUUAAUGUAUUUGUUGUUGUUAUCAAGGGCAUAAUAAUGGGAAGUAUUAUAACUACUGCAGUUCUUGGAAAUGCAUUGGUAAUAGCUAGUGUUAGAAGGCAUCGUAGAUUACGAGUUGUAACUAAUUGUUACGUCGUUAGCUUGGCUGCGGCCGAUUUAUUAGUGGCAAUCUGCGCAAUGACAUUUAACGCCUCUGUCGAAUUAUCAGGCGGCAGAUGGUUAUUCGGACGUUUCAUGUGCGACGUAUGGAACUCACUUGAUGUUUAUUUCUCGACUGCCUCGAUCCUACAUCUUUGUUGCAUCAGCGUUGACAGAUAUUAUGCGAUCGUUAGUCCACUCGAAUAUUCUGUCAUAAUGAGACAAGGUACAGUUGGAUGUAUGCUUGGAAGUGCAUGGAUUCUACCAGCUCUUAUCAGUUUCAUACCAAUCUUUAUGGGCUGGUACACUACUAAAGAACAUCUUGAAUUCAUGGUUAAUAAUCCUGAGGUCUGCGCGUUCAUAGUGAAUCGUCCGUACGCCGUUAUAAGUUCCUGCGUGUCCUUUUGGAUACCAGGUCUGGUGAUGAUAGUGAUGUACUGCAAGAUUUACAAGGAGGCGGUGAGACAACGUAAAGCCUUGAGCAGAACAUCGAGCAACAUCGUUUUGAACAGCGUACACCAUCAUAGAUCGUCAACGAGACAACACCAUCAUCAGCAGAUGCUAUUGCAGGCUGCCGCCGAUACCGGUGAGCUAGUUCUUCACACCGCACAUUGCAAGAUGCCCAACACCAAGCUCCACCCCAUUAACGGUACCUCAAUGAGACAGCAAAGUAAAAGCUGGAGAGCCGAGCACAAAGCAGCGAGGACACUUGGAAUUAUCAUGGGUGCAUUUCUUCUCUGCUGGUUGCCAUUUUUCCUUUGGUACCUAACGACGACACUUUGCGGAGAGGCCUGUUAUUGUCCGGACACCGUCGUAUCUGUUUUAUUCUGGAUAGGUUAUUUCAACAGUGCCCUGAAUCCGUUGAUCUACGCCUACUUCAACCGUGACUUUCGCGAGGCCUUCAAGGACACCUUGAAGAGCGCUCUACCCUGUUGCGCCGGAUGUUGGAAAACACCGUCUGAGUUCGUCUAGCGCGAGAGAUCAACAUAAACGGGGCUCAAAUACAUACAUACAUACAUAUAUAUAUAUAUAUAUAUAUAUAUAUAUAUAUAUAUAUAUAUUCAAAAUUUCUUCUUCUCGAUUCUUUCCUUCUUUAUUUUCUCUUUAUUUCAUUAUUUCUUUCUCCUCAUUUUUUCGAAUGUUUUUUGAUUAAAUAAAACGAAUCAAUGUGAAAGAAUUAUAUUACAGAUCAGAAUUAAUAUCUUGCAAUAUGCAAUAUGUGGCCACUGACAUCUCGUUUAGUUGAAUAAAAAAAAAGAAAAGAAACAAUCGGUGUCAGAAUAUUUUAUCCGAUAUAUAUACUACGAUAAUAAAUGACAAUUAUUUUACAUUGUACAAUAUUUGCCUUGUUAAUAUUUAUGUACAUUUUGUCCUUUCUUCUUUUUUUUUUUCUUUAAAGAUCAACUUCGUUAAAAAUCGAACGUGGAUAGGCAAUGAAAUAUGAGGAAGAUGAGAAAUAAAAUGAAUGAGAAAAUAAAUAAACAAAUAAGGAAAUAUGAACGUUCUUUUAUUACAUUAUGAUCGACGAAGAAGAAGAGCCCCUGGACUUAUUGUUAGUGAUUUCUCGAUAUAAAGAAGAAAAAAUUAAAGGAAAACAGAACGAAAGAAAAUGAUGUGAUUUAUUGAUGCUUCCGGUUAAAAAAGAAGAUAAAUUCUACGGUUGGAUCACCAAAUACAGCAUAAGUCGUGGGAAAACGCAAGAGAGAGAGAGAGAGAGAGAGAGA
Messenger RNA from Vespa crabro (European hornet), 3025 nucleotides. RefSeq names its product octopamine receptor beta-3R-like. Gene Ontology annotation, molecular function: octopamine receptor activity. Lineage: Eukaryota; Metazoa; Arthropoda; Insecta; Hymenoptera; Vespidae. The transcript has 5 exons. The record is from RefSeq and is a predicted model, not a curated record. Bases 993 to 2273 code for a protein of 426 amino acids. Gene Ontology annotation, cellular component: membrane. Gene Ontology annotation, biological process: adenylate cyclase-activating adrenergic receptor signaling pathway.